This is a messenger RNA of Passer domesticus (house sparrow), 1296 nucleotides long. Its product is annotated as maestro heat-like repeat-containing protein family member 7. Bases 19 to 1203 code for a protein of 394 amino acids. Lineage: Eukaryota; Metazoa; Chordata; Aves; Passeriformes; Passeridae. Gene Ontology annotation, cellular component: cytoplasm. The transcript has 8 exons. The record is from RefSeq and is a predicted model, not a curated record.
UGCUGUGUCCCACAUCUAAUGAAGUUUUAUUUCCCACGCCUGUUUGUGCAGCUGCUCUUCCAAGUGUUCUUCAGCACAGAAAGGAUGCCAAAGAAGGUUGAUACCGUCUGGAAGGGAUGCCAGGAAGAACACGGCCUUGCCACCAGCCCCAACAGCUUUGCAGUGCGGACCCUGAAGUUGCUGCUCUGCCGAAAGCAGUACAAGGAUGUGGUGGUGGCAAUGGAACGCAGGGGUGCCUGGGACACGCUGCUGUGUGCUGACACCCACCACUAUGCCGUGGGUCUGCUGGCCAGGGAGAUGUCCUGCGUCUCCAUACCCUCCUGUUCCCGGGUCUUUCGCUACCUGCUCCGGCUGCUGAGCACACAGGAGCUACGCUGGGAUCUGCCUGCCCUGGCGUUCCUUGUGGAGGUCCUCGAGUGCCUGGACUUGAGGGAACGUGAUGCUGACAGAGUCCUGCAAAUCUUGUCAAGGCAUGUGCAGAGCAAGUGCAGGGAGAGGCGUCACCUGGCACUCAGGGCCCUUCUCAAGCUCACUGAUGAUCCCUCAAUGACCGAAAAAAUGUGGAGCCUGAUUGAAAGUCUUGUGGAGCUCCUGUGGGAGGCAAAUGGAGAGGCAGUUAAAAUGACAGUCAUGGUACUCAGCUUUAUAAUCUUGGACAAGGACCUACGGAUACCCAGCCCCAUUGCCCUGCAGCUGGCUGAGGCGCUCCUGCCACUCUUUGACCAUAAUAAUAGCCAGGUGCAACUGCUCUCCAUAUUGCUCUUCCGAACAUUGCUGACUCUUCCACUGAAAAAGGAAAGAAAGGUCCUGAAGUCACAGGUGCGACAGAGCCUGCUCCCACUCUUCUUCCACUGCCAUGAUGAGAAUUGGCGUGUGGCACAAGCUUCUCUGGAAACGCUGCUUUGUGUGGCUGACUUCCUGAAGAGGAAGGAUCUUGACAAAGUGGUGAAGAAGAAGAAACUGUGGAUGUUCGCAGACACCCUGCCCUUGAAGAACUGGCAAAUGAUAGCUGCCUGUCUGUCAGAAGCCUGGCUCUUCAGACUUUGCACAUUGUCAGGACAGUGGCCACCGUGCAAUAUUCCAUCCUCGAGAACCUGGACCAUCAGCUGCGCAGGGUGUGGAAGACGUGGCUUCGAGUCUCAGGGCUUGGCUACCUGUGCUGCUGGAGCUCUGCACAGAGGUGAUGCCAGAGGCUCUGUCUAGAGGGGCCACCUGAGCCUGUCCUUGUUUUCCUUUUCAUGAAGAUUGUUAUUUUCUUAUUUUGUUUUUCUUUAGUGUAAAAAUAUAGGACGUGUU